UUUCCUCCUCUCUCCAAAAUUCAAAACAAUGGCACUAUCAUUCCUUUUCCUCUUGUUUACAUUCCUCCUCCCAUCUCUCAUUGCCUCAUCUCCAACACUCAAAGACCCUGAGCUAGUAGUCCAAGAAGUCCAUAGGAAAUUGAAUGCCUCGAGGAGGAAAUUGGGGUUCCUGUCCUGCAACACUGGGAACCCCAUCGAUGACUGCUGGCGGUGCGACUCUAACUGGGAGAAAAACCGCCAGAAGUUGGCCGACUGCGCGAUUGGUUUCGGCAAGAAUGCCAUCGGGGGCCGAGACGGAAAAAUCUACGUCGUGACAGAAUCCGGGGGCGACGACCCCGUGAACCCGAAGCCCGGGACGCUCCGCCACGCGGUCAUCCAGGACGAGCCGCUAUGGAUCAUAUUCGCGCGCGACAUGGUCAUCCAAUUGAAGGAGGAGUUGAUCAUGAACUCUUUCAAGACCAUUGAUGGUAGGGGGGCUAGUGUGCACAUUGCCAAUGGUCCAUGCAUCACCAUCCAAGGCGUGACCAACAUCAUCAUACAUGGCAUCCACAUACAUGAUUGCAAGCAAGGCGGGAAUGCUAUGGUGCGGGACUCCCCACAGCACUACGGGUGGAGGACCAUAUCCGACGGCGACGGCGUGUCGAUCUUUGGCGGGAGCCACGUGUGGGUUGAUCAUUGCUCACUCUCCAACUGCAAAGAUGGCUUGAUUGAUGCCAUCCAUGGGUCCACCGCCAUCACCAUAUCAAACAAUUACAUGACCCAUCAUGAUAAAGUCAUGCUUUUGGGGCAUAGUGACUCAUACACACAAGAUAAAGGGAUGCAAGUCACCAUUGCCUUUAAUCACUUUGGUGAAGGGCUAGUUCAACGAAUGCCGAGAUGCAGACACGGAUACUUUCAUGUGGUCAACAAUGACUAUACACAUUGGGAGAUGUAUGCCAUUGGUGGGAGUGCGGAUCCCACAAUUAACAGCCAAGGCAAUAGAUUUCUUGCACCAAAUGAUAGAUUCAGCAAAGAGGUGACCAAACACGAGGACGCACCCGAAAGUCAGUGGAAGAGUUGGAAUUGGAGAUCCGAAGGGGAUCUAAUGUUGAAUGGCGCAUAUUUCACGCCGUCGGGGGCUGGGGCGUCGUCGAGCUAUGCUAAAGCGUCGAGCCUUGGCGCCCGACCGUCGAGCCUAGUCAGCUCGAUCACGGCCGGAGCCGGUAGCCUGAAUUGUCGGAAGGGGUCUCAUUGUUGAUUGGAAAUGACUAUUAUGACCUUGUGAACGAGGCUAAAUUAUUUCAUUAAAGCCUUCAAAGUGGAAUUCUAGCUAAGGAACCCUAAAUGAUGUUGAAAUUUGAAUUUAAUGCUCUUCUUUAGAAUGGCCACUUAAUUGGUCCAAGGAGCAAUAGGGUUUCUUUCUUUUUUUCUUUUUGAGCUUUUUCCUUUUUAAUUUUAAUUUUUGUUUUUACUUUGGUGGAUCUUUAUUUCCAUCAUUUUUUCACUUUUGGAACUUUUUAUUACAACCUCGGCCUGCUAAUCCUCAACCAUGGGUAGUACCGUCAUUUUACACUUGUAAUUUGGUUUUUGAGAAAGCAAGUGCUGAGGAGUUGAUAUAUAAUAUAAUAGUAGUACUAAAUUUUCCUCUA
Molecule: messenger RNA, 1628 nt
Organism: Salvia hispanica
Lineage: Eukaryota; Viridiplantae; Streptophyta; Magnoliopsida; Lamiales; Lamiaceae
Source: RefSeq, a predicted model, not a curated record